Molecule: messenger RNA, 4461 nt
Organism: Magallana angulata
Lineage: Eukaryota; Metazoa; Mollusca; Bivalvia; Ostreida; Ostreidae
Product: electrogenic aspartate/glutamate antiporter SLC25A13, mitochondrial-like
Exons: 18
Coding region: 84-2165 (693 amino acids)
Biological process (GO): L-glutamate transmembrane transport; aspartate transmembrane transport; malate-aspartate shuttle
Molecular function (GO): L-aspartate transmembrane transporter activity; L-glutamate transmembrane transporter activity; calcium ion binding
Source: RefSeq, a predicted model, not a curated record
CACGUCUGCUGCGAUCACGGCACUCGAAAAGGGGAUAACCAAUCGUAUGAAAAUGAGAGCAUGAUCUUUUCUGUUAGCGAGACAUGGCGGCUAAUGGCAAAGACCAUCUUCUUGAAAUUGUUUCCAAAGUUUGGCCCAUCAAGACAGCACAAUGUGAAGUGAAACAUAGGAAGGUGGAAGUAUUUAAGAGAGCUGAUCAAGAUCAGUUGAAAGAAAUAUUUUCGCAGUAUGCCAGUGUUGUAGAAGAUGGGGAACAGUACAUGACCUAUGGCGAUCUCAUACAGAGGUACCUGGGCUUUCUUGGCGAGAAUUGUGAUGAAUACACAUUGAAGCUGUUCGCUUCCAGUGUAGACACCUCCAGAGAUGGGAAGAUUUCCUUUACAGAGUUUCAGGCCUUUGAGGCCCUUCUUUGCCUGCCUGAUGCCAUGUAUGCUCUGGCCUUCCAGGUUUUUGACAGGAAUGGGAAUGGAUAUCUUUCAUGCAGUGAAUUUGAAGAUAUUAUCAAACACACAACACUGAAUCGAGAAAUUCCCUUCAAUUUUAACAGUGAAUUUAUAUCACUUCACUUUGGGAAGGACAAGCAAAGGAAAAUUACUUACUCAGAGUUCACUCAGCUGAUCCAUGACUUUCAUGAAGAACAUGCAUUGCAAGCAUUCAGAAGGCGUGACAAGGGGGACACUGGAAGCAUAAAUCCCAAGGACUUUGAGGAGAUCAUGUGCAAAUUAAAAAGCUAUCUUCUCACACCCUUUGUGAAAGAAAAUCUGGUGACAGUUGCAGUGGGUGGAGGUCAUCGACAGAUCAGCUAUGCUUACUUCACUGCUUUUGUAUCAUUGCUGAAUAACCUGGAACUGGUUCAGAAGCUAUACUUAGCCUGUACUCGUCGUGAUAAAACUAUGGAGGUCACUAAAGAGGAGAUGAUGUACCAGGCCCAGGAAUUUUCUCAGAUUACACCACUGGAGAUUGACAUUCUGUUCCAGCUUAUUGGCCUGAAACACCAAACGGGGAGAAUAAAAUAUGAAGAUAUAACAGAUCUUACACCUGCUGAAGGGAGGGAAACCCCAUACUCUAUCCAGAUGCAGAUAGCACAGGAAAAGUUAGCCCUAGAACAAGGUACAGAGAGGACAUUUGCUUUGGAGGUGUUGGAGAGUGUUUAUAGAUUUGCCUUGGGUUCUAUUGCCGGCGCAACUGGUGCAACUGCCGUUUACCCAAUAGACUUAGUGAAAACCAGGAUGCAGAACCAGAGAUCUGGUCCCAUGGUGGGAGAGUUGAUGUACAAGAACAGCUGGGACUGCUUCAAGAAGGUCAUUCGUCACGAAGGGGUGCUGGGGCUGUAUCGAGGCCUUGGGCCCCAGCUGGUGGGCGUCUGUCCAGAGAAGGCCAUCAAGCUUACGAUGAAUGACUUGAUGCGAGACAAGUUGACUCGUAAAGAUGGCUCCAUUCCUCUAUGGGCAGAAAUGGUUGCAGGAGGCACUGCUGGGGCAUCACAAGUGAUGUUCACCAAUCCCUUGGAAAUCGUGAAAAUUCGACUGCAGGUGGCUGGUGAGGUUCAUGGAAAGUCCAAAGUUAGUGCUUUUACUGUCAUCAAAGAACUGGGCUUCAUGGGUCUCUACAAGGGGUCCAGAGCUUGUUUUCUGAGAGACAUACCUUUUUCAGCCAUUUAUUUUCCUGCUUAUGCCAAUGUUAAGAAGGCAUUGGCUGAUGAAAAUGGGUACAAUUCAUGGGGAACUCUCCUUCUCUCUGCAACCAUAGCAGGUAUGCCUGCUGCUGCCAUUCCUACACCUGCUGAUGUGAUUAAGACAAGAUUACAGGUAGCGGCCAGGACCGGACAGACCUCGUACAACGGAGUGAUCGACUGUGUCCGCAAGAUCUACAGAGAGGAAGGAGGCUGGGCCUUUUGGAAGGGGACACCAGCUCGAGUGUUUAGAUCCUCUCCCCAAUUUGGAGUUACACUGCUGACCUACGAAGUUCUCCAGAGAUUGUUUUAUGUGGAUUUUGGUGGAAGGCGUCCAGAGGGAUCAGAACCUCAGUCCACUCAACUGGAGAAGCAGCUUUCUCGGAACCCGGACCACAUUGGUGGCUACAGACUGGCUCUGGCUACCUUUAACGGAAUGGAAUCUAAGUUUGGACUGUGUCUACCCAAAUUUAAAAGCUCAAUGCAAACAUGAUUAGUAAAGAAUUUAGGUUGUUUAUCAGAAGGACUUUAGGUUUAUUUUUAUCUGAAUUAGGAUAGGUGUUUAAGCAAUUCCUUCAAACCCCUGUGUUAUCUGCAGAUAGACAAGAGUUGUCUAUACUGUUUGACUUUGUUGCUAUUUAUAGAUUAUUGUUAACUAGGGAUACUCAAGAGUUACAUGUAUGUGUAUUGAAAUUUUUGUUUUUACCAUUAUUUACAUGUAAUAUAGGUUAGGGUAAUUAAAAUAAGAAAGUACAAUGUACAUAUAUUUUUAUUUUUGGGCUACAUAAACUAUGCCGUAUAAAAAGUUGAAAAAUUUAUGGUUGAUGUCUAUUAGUUUAAUUUUGUGAAAUGUUGGACAAAUUGAAAUCGAUGUGAUAUGCAUGCUUAUGUAUUUACUUAGCCAAAAUUCUCAGUGGAAGUUUUAUUUUUGAUGCUUGAAUGUAACAGAAAGAGUAAAUGUAACCUCUAAUGUAGGUAAGCUAGGAUUUAGGAAAAAAAUUUGCUGUAAAUAGAUGUAAAUAAUUUUCAGUUUUUGCAUCAAUGAAUAGUAGUGUGAAAGAUUUACAUGUAAACAUUUGUCUUUCUUACUCUUGAAUAAAAAAGAAUUAAAAAUGAGAUAGGAAACAGCAGCUGAUUAGAAUUAAUUUCAUCUAUAACCUGAUAAAAUCUAAUUAAGGAACAAUACAUACACUGUAGAUGCACAUGAAUGGAUAUACAUGUACACUUUACAUGCAUCUGCACAUGUAUGUAUAAAAAAAAUAAUUUUCGCUCUGAUGCUAUAAGAUCUGAAGAUGACAUAUACAUGUGAUAUCCAUAGAUUUCAUACUGAAAUGAUUCCUUUUAAGUACUGGGUACUUUCCUGUAUAUAAUACAUGUAAUUUUCAAAUAACAAAUUUGAAAUUUUUUUUGUAGUAACUCAUUUUUGAUUAACCAGAACCAAAAGAAAAAAAAUGAAUGCCUUAUCUUUAGACAUUGAUUAUGUGUGGAGUUCAGUACAAUGUAAUUUUUAUGCUAAAGAACAAAAGAAGGACUAAAUUGGAUAUAAAUGCAUUUCAACACUUGAAUCAUCUUAUUUUGCCAGGGGUUUAAAGUGUGUUGUAUAGUUUGGUUUCCAUAUAAGACUAUCUCCAAAAACAUUUUAUAAAAUUAAUUUUCUUGACUCUUGUAUAAUUAAAUUUCAAAUAAGAAUACAUUUAAGAAGUAAUGGUUUUUCCAUUUUAACUUUGAAUGCAUGCAUGAUAUUUUAACAUCUUUUAUCUAAAGAAAAUGUUCGGUAUGUGUUUUGAACAUUUUUCAGCAGUUGUAUGUGGUGUUGUUACAAGUUAAAGAUAAUCAAAAAAUGGUCCAGUUUGCUCCAGCCAAUUGUUAUGCUGCAAUUAAUGUUAACAUUUAAAUGCUUUUUUUAAUGCAGAAAUAUUUUGUUUAACUACCGUACAUGUAUAUUGCCAAUAUUUUGUAAGAAUAGGAAAACUUUAGCCUACACUUUCAUACAUAAGUAUGAUAAUGUUGAAUCAGAAUGUCAGCCAGUAAAACAGGUAAUAUUUCUGUUAUCAGAAAAAUCCUCAUUUCACUGGAAGGAAAGUCAAUUCUCUUGAAUAAAGUGACUUGAAGAGGUAUAUUUCCUUCACAACAUAUUUGAUAAAGAAAAUGGUGCAGAUUUUAAUAUGUGACUGUUUAAUUGUUGCAUGAAAAUAAUGUUAUCUUCCAAGUAUCAGUGAAUACCUCUUUAUAUUAAUAGUUUUCACCUAGUCAUAGUUUUAUGAGUGCUUGUUUGAAGUUAUGGUUUACAUUUUUUCUAUUUAACUGUAACCAACUUAUACAGUACAUGUAAACAUAAUCAUAGCAAGUAAGAUUUGCUGUGGAGUUCUACUGACGGUGUAUUGUUUAUUUUUCUUCUUCUGGAUUUGCAUACCGAAGCUACAGAUAUUUUUACUUCUUUGAAUUUAUGUCGUAUGACAUUAACAAUCAAUCAUAUAGGGUUUGUAAUAUGAAGUUAAAUUUUCUUGUUGGCAAAAGUAAGGUUGAAGAGUAGCUUGAUGCUGCAAUGCAAAAAAUUGAUUCUGCUUAAUAAUUCAGUGUGCAAAUUUGUAAUACCUGUGUACAUUUAUUGGAUUAUUUAAAACAGAUUUUUAUUUAGUUGAAAAAUUAUUUCCAAGACACAUGUAUUAUAUACAAUAAUUUACAUGUAAGUUUGAAUUUGAAUUAUUUUUUUAAAGAAUUGAAUUGUUUAUUAAAGACAAUAAAGGUUGAUAAUGACAAAGAGAGACAAAAUAAAAGGUUUUAUACAG